CUAUUACAAAUGCAUCUCUCUCUCUCUCUCUCACACACACUGAACUGAACCACUGAAGAAGUAAAAGUGACUCGGUGAGUGACUCACUGAGUUAGUGAAGCUAAUGUAGCUUUAGAUCUCGAAGCAACGAAUGAUGAGGAGCUGAAAUUGAUUCCAAUGGAACAUUCCAGAAACAGAUAGAUGAAGUUCUCUAUAUCUGCCAAGGGAAUAAAGAGACUCACGAUAUCGAGCGGCGUCGGUGCCGGUGGCGGCGCGGCAGAAGAUGUAUCGCUGAAGAUUCCGUCGAAGCCAGCUUCCGGUCGCCGGAUUACUGCAAGGACGGCGAUUCCGGCGGCGCUGGUGCUCGGAACAUUGUUGCCGUUUUUGUUUGUUAGAAUCGCAAUCUUUGUUCUCGAAUCAGCUUCGGUUCGCUCUUCUUUCGACUGUGGAGGAUGGAGGUUCUUCAGUGGAGCUGACAGGUCAUUGAAACUAAGAGAUGAGCUUACCAGAGCACUAAUGGAGGCAAAUGAGGGUAAUGAUGAUAUAGGAGCUGAGUCAUUCAAUGAACUUGUGAAAGAGUUUACCUCAAAACAAGACCUUAAGACUUUUGCUUUCAAGACCAAAGCCAUGUUGUUACAGAUGGAACGCAAAGCGCAGUUAGCAAAACAGCAGGAAUCAGUUUACUGGCAUCUUGCUUCACAGGGUAUUCCCAAAAGUCUCCAUUGUCUUAGUUUGAAUUUAGUUGAAGAGUAUGCUAUAAACGCCAUUGCUCGCUCUCGUCUACCUUCUCCCGAAUACGCAACUCGCCUCAUCGAUCCUAAUUUUCGCCACCUGGUUCUCCUAACUGACAAUGUCCUUGCUGCCUCUGUUGUUGUGGCCUCUGCAGUUCGAAAUUCAGCCAACCCAGAAAAACUAGUCUUUCACAUUGUUACCAACAAGGAAACUUAUACUCCAAUGCAUGCUUGGUUUUCCACCAAUUCAAUUGAAUCAGCAGUUGUUGAAGUAAGGGGAUUGCACCAAUAUGAUUGGUCUGCAGAGGUAAAUGCUGAUAUUAAAGAUAUGCUGGAUAUCAAUCACUUAAUUUGGAAGCAUUAUCAUAGUAAAGAGAAAGACCUCAACUAUAGUCAAGAUCAUAACAGAUAUUUGGACACUUUAAGGCCUAGCAGCCGUUCAUUGAUGAAUCAUCUCAUCAUUUACCUCCCUAAGCUGUUUCCAGAUCUCAAGAAGAUAGUAUUUCUGGAUGAUGAUGUUGUAGUGCAACAAGACAUAUCUUCUUUGUGGGAACUAAAUCUUAAUGGUAAAGUCAGCGGUUCAGUAUUCAGGUCAUGGUGUGGAAAUGGUUGCUGCUCUGCUGGGACUAAAUACAUGGACUACUUGAACUUCUCACAUCCUCUCAUAUCAUCAAGCUUCAACGGCGACCGUUAUACAUGGCUGUAUGGCAUGAAUAUAUUUGAUCUUGAAGCUUGGAGGAACACAAAUAUCACUGAGAUUUACCAUCAUUGGUUGAAACUUAACCUGAAGUCUGGAUUGGAAUUGUGGAAUCCAGGAUUGCUUCCUCCUGCAUUGAUUGCAUUUGAGGGUCAAGUACAUUCUAUAAACUCAUCAAUGCUUGUGACUGAUUUAGGCCAUCGCCAUCGCUCUGGUGAAAUCAGCAGAGAAAGAGUGGAAGCUGCCGCAGUUAUUCAUUUCGCCGGCCCUGCAAAACCAUGGCUUGAAAUUAGUUUCCCAGAGGUUCGAAGUUUAUGGAGUCGAUAUGUAAAUUUCUCUAAUAAAUUUACUAGGAGAUGUGGAAUAAUUACAGGGUGAAAAAUGAACAAAGUUCUUCAAAAUAUUUAUAUAGAUUGAAGCAAAGAUAACGUGUGGUGUUAGAGGGAAGAAGGUUUUGCCUUCAGUCUCUAAUAACCAACACGUUCUGCAUAGUAUUGUAUCAGUUAAUUAAGCCAUGUCAAUAUAAAUAGUAAAUAAUAGAUGAAGCUAUAUUUAGAAGGAUUCAAGCAUCACAAAAACAGUUUUUAUAAUA
This is a messenger RNA of Arachis stenosperma, 1999 nucleotides long. RefSeq names its product probable galacturonosyltransferase 15. The coding region runs from base 181 to 1785 and encodes 534 amino acids. Gene Ontology annotation, molecular function: polygalacturonate 4-alpha-galacturonosyltransferase activity. The transcript is spliced from 6 exons. NCBI's taxonomy places the organism in Eukaryota, Viridiplantae, Streptophyta, Magnoliopsida, Fabales, Fabaceae. The record is from RefSeq and is a predicted model, not a curated record.